Aspergillus wentii DTO 134E9 is the source of this 2994-nucleotide messenger RNA. Its product is annotated as Rho family guanine nucleotide exchange factor CDC24. Gene Ontology annotation, cellular component: division septum; mating projection tip; nucleus. Gene Ontology annotation, biological process: septin ring organization; establishment of cell polarity. NCBI's taxonomy places the organism in Eukaryota, Fungi, Ascomycota, Eurotiomycetes, Eurotiales, Aspergillaceae. The transcript is spliced from 3 exons. Gene Ontology annotation, molecular function: guanyl-nucleotide exchange factor activity; protein binding. The record is from RefSeq and is a predicted model, not a curated record. The coding region runs from base 1 to 2994 and encodes 997 amino acids.
AUGAUCGAAGCCGCAAUCUCAAAUGGCGCCCCUAUCGCCGAGGACAACAUCAUCAACCGCCGCGGCGGUGAGGGAAUCUAUCAGAGCUGUGGCAAUCUAAAGAAGCGGCUGGCCGAAGUCCCCAAUUUCGAACCCCAUAUGCGUGAGAUGGAGGAGGAGGACCGGACGCAGGGAAUUACCGACCCCGUGGCCUCGUUAUGGAAUUGCCUCCGCAAUGGCUAUCCGUUGUUGACCAUUUACAAUGCUUCCGGUCCCGAUGAAUUGCUCGAAGUUCCCGAAAAGGUCGCCGAGGCCAAACGCCCCAAGGCCGCCACCUUCAAGUUUCUUCAGGCUUGCUUGCAGGAGUUGGCCUUCCCCCAGCAGGACUGCUUUCUGAUCACCGAUCUGUAUGGAGACAGCACAACCGGUUUCAUCAAGGUUAUCAAGAUGGUCAAUCGUGUCUUGGACAUCCUGGAGAUGCAGGGCCAGCUCAAGCGACCGUCCGAGGUUCAGACAGGUGCCCCCGCAAAAGGCACAGGGGUUAAAUUGACCAAGAGGGAACACAUUCUUAAGGAGCUGCUGGAAACCGAGCGCGACUACGUUCAUCAUCUUCAGAAUCUGCAGGCCCUCAAAAAGGAGUUGGAAGAGACCGGUGCUCUAACGGGGGAUGCUAGCCAUCAGAUUUUCCUGAACUUGAACAACCUUCUUGAUUUUGCCCAACGAUUCCUUAUCCGCAUGGAACAACACUACGCUUUGCCCGAGGAAAUGCAGAACUGGGGCGAGCUUUUCAUCCAACACGAAGAGGGUUUCGCACAGUACGAACCGUUCAUUUCGAACCAGAUGCGCUGCGACGCAGUUUGUUUAAAGGAGUGGGACAAGAUAAGAGCCGCCCCAAGACCCCUGGAUCUUCAACAAAUGGUUGCCCAACCUUCUACCCUUAAUGGAUUCUUUGUCAAGCCCUUUCAGCGGUUGACCAAAUAUCCACUUAUGCUCACAGAAUUGCGCAAGCAAACAGAAAAUGAGGACCUUAAAACUGAUAUUUUAAGGGCGAUCGAUACCAUUCAGGUUGUGCUGGAUUCUGCAAAUGAUGCAAUCGAUAAAGAACACCUAGCCUCUGCAGUCGUCGACCUUGCAGACCGGGUGGAUGACUGGAAAACACUCAAAGUCGAUACAUUUGGCGAGCUACUCCGCUUUGGCACAUUCACUGUCUUGAAGGGCGACAAUGGCAAGGAGUCCUCAGAAAGAGAGGUUUGUACCCUAUCUGUCACCCACGUUUAUGAAGAUUUUUGGCCCGCGAGCGUUGCCCACCGCGCAGAGUUUGGAUUGCACAUAAAAUUGGAGUUCACCAAGCCCAAGCACUCUUCCCAUGUGGUUUCUAAAGAUUCCGCCUCUCCCAUUGCUUAUCCCAACCCGAGGAUCUAUGCACCCUGGCUCAGAGAUUCAGUCAAGAGCCUUCCCGAAUCAUCUAGCUCAUCGAACCCCUCCCUAAAUCAUGGCCCUAUACCUUCCUCUGACCAUAAUGGUUUGAGCGUUUUGAAGGACAUAUGCCCACAGCCCCAUGAUAAAUCCGCAGCUUCCCUUCAAACCAGAGAGUUACAAGAAUUGACCUUGGCCAAGGAAAAGCUCGGUGAUUCAUCUGGCAAGCGCAAAGAGAACAGUUCCUACCGGAUUCAGAUCUUCUGGAAAGGUGACCCCGGUGUGGUGGACAACUUCAUCAUACGCUACACAAAUGAAGACAUAAUGCGCAAAUGGUACAAGGAAAUCGACAACCAACGAGCAAUUCAAGCAGAACAACGCAGUGCCCGAAACACCGGUACAUCUGAAACCGAGUUCAUGUACAUGAGAGGCAUUACGAACAUGCCGAACCCUUACCAGCAGGAAUACGAUGCCGAAGAGCAGGCAACCAAGGAGGCCGCGUUCUUUUCCGAAUUUCCGAUGAGCCGAAAUGCCUCAAGUACUAGUCUUAGAACUCGAUCCGCCACAGGAGGAAGUGGCAGUUCCAACCCCCUUUCGGCUGCUCGACCCCCUCGCUUCCCGAUCCCCGAUCCAAACUUGUCCGUGCACACUCAAUUCGCCAAUGGAAGCAUGUCACCCGCAGAAAGGAAUGCCAACUCCUACUUUUCACCCGUCGCCGAGACCCCAUCCACAAGGUCAAGCUCCCAGUCAGCUGGGUAUACCUAUGGCCGCCAAGCGACACCAUCCAACACCUGGAACGAGGAACCAAACCGAUACACCGCCCCUGCAGUGUCUCGCGGUGCGUCGAGAGAUGGUGCCAGUUCCAACCCCUACUUCAAUACGCCCAAUGGACGGUCUGCACAGCGCCCUUCUCUACCCCCUAUGUCUGGGCCCCAAAGCCAGGCGGCGGCCAACGGCCUGGCACAGAGGAUGCGCUCUGCAAGUAGCCCAGAUAUCCAUAAUCACCACAAUCCUGAAUCGCGUCGGUACAUGGGAGCCCACACGAUGCAGACGGUCGAUAACGUCCCUGUCCCACCAAUCCCUGCCCACAUGGCCAACAUGAAGGCGCCUGUAAACCGAAGCCAAACCAACUCGCCAACGAAUGGCAACCUUCCUAUUCGUGCGCAUCCUGACCAGCGGAAUACCCCUACUCAUUUCCACGAGCCUCAAUAUUCAGAGACCAGGACUACACCGCCAGCUUCUGAGCAGCCCACUUCCCCAUUGACUCAUGAACCGGGUGAAGAACCAUUUAUGCCUACUCAGCUCAAAGCAAAGGUAAAUUUUGAUGACAAUUACGUGACUUUGGUCAUUGCCAGCAAUAUCUUGUUCCGUUCCCUGACAGACCGGGUCGACGCCAAACUGGCCAGGUUUACCAAUAAAUCUAUUGGCAACAAAUCUGUCCGGCUGCGCUACCGGGAUGAGGACGGUGAUUAUGUGACUAUCGACAGUGACGAGGCUGUUCAGCUGGCGUUCAUGGAAUGGCGAGAAGAGCACCGUGACAUGCUCGCCAAGGGCCAGGUGGGGGAAAUUCAACUUUAUUGUCAAGCGGUUGAGAAUUAG